AAGCAAAAAAUAAAAAAAGGAAGAAAGAGAAAGAAACCAACGAGCAGAACAACGGCAACGACCCCACGCACGAAUCACUAAUCAGGUUCGACUCGCGCGAGCGGCAAAAUUUCUUCCUCUCUUCGACUCGUCGUUUCUCUUUCGCCGAACGACGAACCACCACGCGAUCGAUGACGAUGUAUGCGUUAAUCGGCGGAUUCUGAACAUCCACGUGAACACCCACUUCGCCAACGCGUUUCUUCUCCGUUCGAGACUCCGGCGUGAACAUCAAGUUGUUCAGCACGUUUUCAACGGACCGUGACAGUAUUCCAGCGGCGUUUUUGACUUUAAAGUGAGCUUUCGGCUGUUACUCACUCUUCGUUUGGCCUCAAAUCGGAUUAUCCAUAGGUUGUGUAAGGCUCACUCUUCAAGUUCGGACGUUUCUAACAUCAACCAGCAAGGGUCAGAGCUCUUCUUGUUGUAUUGGAAAAUACAGGCUGCCACAAGAGAUGUACAACAAUUUUAAGGAAAAAGCCAUCGAGUACGUGAAGCAGGCAGUGCAGGAAGAUAAUGCUGGCAAUUAUGUGAAAGCCUUCCCCCUGUAUAUGAAUGCCUUGGGGUACUUUGAAACUCAUUUGAAGUAUGAGAAGAAUCCUAAGAUUAAGGAAGCUAUUACCCUGAAAUUCACCGAGUAUUUGCGCCGUGCCGAGGAGAUACGGUCUAUGCUCGAUGGUGGCAGUCCUGAGCCGACUUCCAAUGGGGAUGCAGCAAUUGCGACUAAGCCCAAAACGAAAUCUAAAGAUGGAGGAGAAGGAGAUGGAGAGAAUCCAGAACAUGCUAAGUUGCAGGCUGGUCUUAGUUCUGCAAUUGUAAGGGAGAAGCCGAACGUCAAGUGGAAUGAUGUCGCCGGUUUGGAUAGCGCCAAGCAAGCACUAAAAGAGGCGGUAAUAUUACCUGUGAAGUUCCCACAGUUCUUUACUGGCAAGAGGCGACCAUGGAGAGCUUUCCUGUUAUAUGGGCCUCCUGGAACUGGAAAAUCAUACUUGGCAAAGGCCGUUGCUACAGAAGCUGACUCAACAUUUUUCAGUAUUUCUUCUUCGGAUCUUGUCUCAAAAUGGAUGGGUGAAAGUGAAAAGCUAGUUUCAAAUCUGUUCCAAAUGGCUCGUGAUAGUGCUCCAUCCAUCAUCUUUAUCGAUGAAAUAGAUUCGUUGUGUGGUCAACGAGGUGAAGGUAAUGAAAGUGAAGCUUCUAGACGCAUCAAGACAGAACUUCUUGUGCAGAUGCAGGGUGUAGGCCACAACGACCACAAAGUUCUUGUUCUUGCUGCAACAAAUACUCCCUAUGCCUUGGAUCAGGCCAUUCGUCGACGAUUUGACAAGCGGAUAUACAUCCCUCUUCCUGAUUUGAAAGCCAGGCAACAUAUGUUCAAAGUGCAUUUGGGAGAUACUCCAAAUAAUUUGACGGAAAGAGAUUUUGAAAGCUUGGCACGUAGAACAGAGGGUUUCUCAGGUUCAGAUAUUUCAGUUUGUGUGAAGGAUGUGCUCUUUGAACCUGUUCGUAAGACUCAGGAUGCGAUGUUCUUUAUUAAAACUUCAGAUGGUAUGUGGGUACCCUGUGGACCUAAGCAACCUGGCGCUGUCCAAAUUACCAUGGAAGAAUUAGCAGCAAAGGAACUUGCCUCAAAGAUCCUUCCACCCCCAAUUUCAAGAAGAGAUUUUGACAAGGUUCUGGCUAGACAAAGGCCUACAGUGAGUACAUCUGAUCUUGGGGUUCAUGAAAAGUUUACAAAAGAGUUUGGGGAAGAAGGUUGACGAUGAGUUUGUUGUAAUUACAUCGAGUCAAUUAUUUCUAUCGAGUAAAUAGCACACCUGAGUUGUAUUAUAUUCGUGAUUCCCAUAUCUGAGAAAUCUGUAUAUAUUUCAUUUUUUUUUUUCGUUAGAGUGAAAAGCAGACAUGACAUUUUGCAUUGAGCUUGAAAUGUUGAAGUCUGGCCUUUCACAAAGUUCAUUUCACCAAUUUGUGUACAGUUACAUCAGCUUGAAAUGAUUAAAGUUUGUCCAAUCUAGAGUUGUGAAGAAUUUUU
Messenger RNA from Benincasa hispida (wax gourd), 2062 nucleotides. Its product is annotated as protein SUPPRESSOR OF K(+) TRANSPORT GROWTH DEFECT 1-like. Gene Ontology annotation, molecular function: ATP binding; ATP hydrolysis activity. Lineage: Eukaryota; Viridiplantae; Streptophyta; Magnoliopsida; Cucurbitales; Cucurbitaceae. The record is from RefSeq and is a predicted model, not a curated record. Gene Ontology annotation, biological process: endosomal transport; vacuole organization.